Molecule: messenger RNA, 414 nt
Organism: Trametes versicolor FP-101664 SS1
Lineage: Eukaryota; Fungi; Basidiomycota; Agaricomycetes; Polyporales; Polyporaceae
Product: heterokaryon incompatibility
Exons: 2
Source: RefSeq, a predicted model, not a curated record
AUGCGCCUCAUCGACACCCGCACGGGCUUGUUCGUUUGGGUCAACAGCCCGAGCGACGUUCAAUACGCAAUUCUCUCCCACGUCUGGGUCCCCAACGAAGAGCUCUCUUACGAAGGUCUACUCGCGAUCCACUCCGCAGCGCGCGAUCACCCUGAUCCUCCGCGGUACAUCUUCGACACGGUCCCCGCGAAAGUCAGGGAGCUUUGCACCUUCGCUCAGCGCCAUGGAAUCCCCUACGCGUGGAUCGACACAUGCUGCAUCGACAAGGGCAGCAGCGCGGAGCUCUCCGAGGCGAUCAACUCCAUGUACAAAUGGUACCAGAUGGCAAGCAUUUGCAUCGCUUAUCUCGCAGACGUCGAGGACCCGCACCCGUGGUUCAAACGGGGCUGGACACUGCAGGAGCUCAUUGCUCCC